UUUCUCUUCUUUCUUUACCUUAUAUACGCGGCUUUAACCGUUUGCCUCGCGUUGCUCGUGUUAAAAAUAACGGCGUAAACGCGAUAAAACGAAUCGUUGUUUCAAAGUAUUACUUGAGAAGCGAAAGGUGUCCAAACAAAGCUUUUGCACGAUAUCUCUUUCGUCUGUUCUGGCAACCAAGCGACGAACAGCGAAUUCCGUAACAUUGGAUCUUUGCAAAAAUCGUAGAACUUUCAAAGGGUUAAACAACGCUUCUAUUCAUUAGCUGUUUCCGGCGGGAAGGACGCGAAGCGACAAAUUUCACCCUCGAAUUGGUUAAACGUACGGUUUUGUUUAGCGUGUCUUCUAAACGCGUUUCUAUAGCGUAUUCUCCGAUGUCUCGCGUGAAAUUCAACAGGUGCCAGUCACGAAUGUCCCUCUUCUCUCGUUCCUCGUACACCGUCGCGCCGUUGCACCGUGUUUUAUUCUGGAUUUUGCGCAACGCGAUAGUACAGACUAGGUAUUACGUGGUAAUUCGUUGCAAUGUAACUGCGAAAGAAAAAGCAAUCUAUACCGGUACACCGAAUUCGCGCGAUACUUUCUCCGAGUUACAACGCGAAUGCAACUGACCGAUUUCACUCUUAAUAUAAAUCCAUUUAAUCGCCUUUAUCGCGAUAGUUUCUAUGCCGAUUAGCAUUUGUAAUUACGAUAAUUAAAUCAUUUUUGAGAACGAAAUUGAUUAGAUUUAAUUCGACGGUAGAACGAGGCGGUACGACAGAUUAGUUGGUGAUAAUUCGAGAGCCAAUAUUGAUUUUGCGACAGACGAGAAAGGAUGUAACGCGAACACCGUAUGCCGUACACCGUUUACUAUACAGUACUAACUCCUGCUUCGAUGAAAGGACGAGGGAGGUCUGGAGAAGCGUCGUGGUCAACGACAGAGGAACCCUUUACUCCGGAAGAAGAGGAUGCGAUAGUGACGCUGGUAGUAGUCGUGAUCGGUGUAAUCGCCGCUAUAGUAAUACUGUUCUCCAUGGGAAUCUUCAUCGACUGCAAGCUUCAAAGGAAGAACGUUUUGAAGAAAAAGAAGUUGAAACUGAAGAUGCCUCCGUUGUCUCGCGCGAGGAAAGUUCAAAAGGAGGAUGCGAAAUCGUUAGCAUCGGACAUGUGUCCAAAUGGUUCCAGCGACGUUGGUUUCCGCGCAAGGGAUGCCAUAGUUUGACAUCGUCCACGAUACCGUGCAUUCUUCGGGCAAACGAGUCUGGGAACAUCGGUGAAUUUUAUCGAACUUCUUCGUCAAGUUGAAAGGAAGUGGUUUCUAGAUAACGUUCAAGAAACUGGGCAAACAAAGUGUUCGAACAUGGUUUUUGUAACGAUAACGCGAAAAGAAGCGGUACGGUAGUUCGCGUUAAUGGCCUCGACCCAAUAGCGAACACGAUCGCGACAUCGAUGAUUACACGACGAAACUAUAUGUAUAAACCGGUACAUCACGAACGUCAUCGCGAACAAUUUGUUCCCUUUUCUUUUCUCCUUUACCAGAGAUUAGCGCUGUUCGCGCGACCUCGAUUCACCUAUUCCUAUUCAUUCUACGAAUCGUUCGAAUUUCCCGAUUGUAUCGAUCGGAUAUCGUAUAUAUCGUUAAUCAGAAUAUUUCUUAUUUCUCAGGCAAUGGAAACGUACAGUAACACGAUCACGAACCUAAGCUUGAAUCUUUGUUCGAACAAUAAUUACGAACGUACGCGCAUAUAAUUACGCGCGUUUACGAGUCUGCGAAAACGGCUGUGUACGUACAUGUUUCGCCAAAUUCGCGACCACGACGACAAUUUCAACGUCUAGUCAUCGUACAUCGUCCUUGUAACGAUCAGCGAACGUUGGAACACCGUGUUAACAGAAAAGUAAUUGUAUCGUGAAUCCUUUGUCGAAAUUUGUUCGAUGCUAAGGAUAUUCGUGACACGAUUACAAACUUCGAAUAAAGGAAGUUCUGGAUGUUAAA
Megachile rotundata (alfalfa leafcutting bee) is the source of this 1969-nucleotide messenger RNA. RefSeq lists its product as uncharacterized. Lineage: Eukaryota; Metazoa; Arthropoda; Insecta; Hymenoptera; Megachilidae. The record is from RefSeq and is a predicted model, not a curated record.